AUGGAACAUUGUUCACCUAUGCCAACACCACUCCCUCUCCAGCUCGACAAAGUUCAGGAUCAACAAAAGGAAUUCUCUGACUCCACCUACUUUCGAAGCCUAGCAGGAAAACUUCAAUACCUGACAUUGACAAGACCAGAUAUUCAAUUUUCUGUGAAUUAUGUCUGUCAGAAGAUGCACAAGCCAUCAGUUGCAGAUUUCCAAAAUCUGAAGAGGAUCCUGAGGUAUGUAAAAGGCACUAUCACAAUGGGAAUUACCUUCUGGCGUAACACAAAUUUUGAUCUUAAGACAUACAGUGAUAGCGACUAUGCCAACUGCAAAGAGGGAAGACGUUCUGUGGGAGGCUACUGCACCUACCUUGGACGUAAUCUCAUCUCCUGGUCAUCUCGAAAGCAACCAACCGUUUCUAAGAGCUCAAUUGAGGCAGAGUACAUGUCUCUGUCCGAAACAGCCUCUGAGAUCAAGUGGAUCAGCUCGGUACUACGGGAGCUUAAUGUUCCUCUACCACAAACUCCGGAGCUGUACUGUGACAAUCUGUCAGCAGUGUACUUAACAGCAAACCUUGCUUAUCAUAAACGCACAAAACACUUUGACGUUGAUUACCACUAUGUCAGAGAACAUGUGGUACUGAAGACUUUGGUUGUCACUCACAUCCCAGGUGAGCAACAGAUAGUGGACAUAUUCACCAAAUCUCUUCCGAUUGGUACCUUUGAGUUUCUCAGGAGCAAACUUGGCGUAUGA
Messenger RNA from Camelina sativa (false flax), 741 nucleotides. The record is from RefSeq and is a predicted model, not a curated record. NCBI's taxonomy places the organism in Eukaryota, Viridiplantae, Streptophyta, Magnoliopsida, Brassicales, Brassicaceae.